Solea solea (common sole) is the source of this 505-nucleotide messenger RNA. Its product is annotated as histone H2A-like. Gene Ontology annotation, molecular function: DNA binding; structural constituent of chromatin; protein heterodimerization activity. The coding region runs from base 41 to 457 and encodes 138 amino acids. Gene Ontology annotation, cellular component: nucleosome. Lineage: Eukaryota; Metazoa; Chordata; Actinopteri; Pleuronectiformes; Soleidae. The transcript has 2 exons. The record is from RefSeq and is a predicted model, not a curated record.
GAGAAACUGCAGAGUACUGUGUCAUCUUCUUGAGUCAAAGAUGUCUGGCCGUGGAAAGAAAGUUGUGGCAAAACCCAAAACUUCAGUGUCCAGGUCCUCCAAAGCGGGGAUCACGUUCCCAGUGGGUCGCAUCCACAGGCUGCUCAAGAAAGGCAACUAUGCUGAGCGAGUCGGCAGUGGCUCAGCAGUAUACCUCGCGGCUGUUCUGGAGUAUCUUUGUGCUGAAAUCCUGGAGUUGGCAGGGAAUGCCAGUCGUGACAACAAGAAGCAACGCAUCGCUCCACGCCAUAUCUUGCUGGCGGUGAAAAACGAUGAGGAGCUCAACAAACUGCUGGCUGGGGUCACAAUCUCAGAGGGUGGUGUCAUACCAAACAUACAGGCGAGCCUUCUGCCAAAGAAGACCAAGGCGUCUAAGGAUGACAGCAUUGCUAAGGACGUUCAGUCUCAAGAGUUUUAACUGUGAAUGUGAAUCUUUAAAAAUUAUCAUUAAAGCCUUUUUUUAUAA